CAGCUGCAGACUUCAGGAAACUCCUAAUCCUGUCCAGUCCUCUCUCUCUCUCUCUCUCUCGCUCCACCACAGCAGCAUGUACAGUUACCGUUCCAGCGGCCCCGGCUUCUCCGGUGGCUCCGGCUACGCCGGUGGCUCAUCGUCCAUCAUCACCCAGCGUCGCAUGGGCAACGUAUCCUCCGCGCCCAAGGCCUUCAGCGUCUACGGCGGGGGCUCCGGUGGUGGCACCCGCAUCUCCUCCUCCUCUGUUCGCCAUCUCUCCUCAGGCUACGGAGGUGGCUAUGGAGGUGGCAUGGGGAUGGGUGGCGGCGGUGGUGGCGGCGGCGGCGGCGGCUUCAAUCUGUCCAGUGCCCUCGACUCGGACCACUCCAUCCACGUGAGCGAGAAGGCCACCAUGCAGAACCUGAACGACCGCCUGGCCACCUACCUGGACAAGGUGCGGUCUCUGGAGAAGGCCAACGCCGAGCUGGAGCUGAAGAUCAGGGAGUACUACGAGACCAAAGGACCAGCUGCUGAGAGAGACUACAGCAACUACUGGGCCAUCAUCAAUGACCUGAAGGACAAGAUCAACGCUGCCACCAUUGACAACGCCAGCACCCUGCUGGGGAUUGACAAUGCAAAACUGGCUGCUGAUGACUUCAGGACAAAGUACGACCAUGAGCUGAUGAUGCGCCAGUCUGUGGAGGCCGACAUUGGCAACCUGCGUCGCCUGCUGGACCAGACCACCCUGACCAAGUCUGACCUGGAGAUGCAGAUCGAGGGCCUGCACGACGAGCUGGCCUUCCUCAAGAAGAACCACCAGGAGGAGAUUGACGCCCUCCGCUCCCAGAUCAGCCACACGGUGAACGUGGAGGUGGACGCCGCGCCCCAGCAGGACCUCAACAAGAUGCUGGACGAGAUCCGCAGCCAGUAUGAGGGCAUGAUCGGCAAACACCGCCGGGACCAGGAGACCUGGUUCAACGACAAGUCCACUGCCCUGAGCAAGGAGGUGGCCGUCAGCACAGAGACCAUCCAGACGACCAAGACAGAGAUGAGUGACCUGAGACGCACGCUGCAGGGCCUGGAGAUCGAGCUGCAGUCCCAGCACAGCAUGAAAGGGGCGCUGGAGAACACGCUGCGCGACACGGAGGCCCGCUACAGCGCCAUGCUAACCAGCUACCAGAACCAGAUCAACAUGCUGGAGCAGGAGCUGUCGCAGAUGCGCGGCAGCAUCGAGGAGCAGGGACGCGACUACGUCAUGCUGCUGGACAUCAAGAGCCGCCUGGAGAAGGAGAUCGCCACCUACAGGAGCCUCAUGGAUACGGAAGAGUCCAGGUAGUCGGUGAAGAGGCCACCGUCACCAGCCGAGGAGGGAGGGCAUUUGUGUUGGUGUGUUCAGGGGGGGGGGGGGGGGGUGACACAGAGGAUUGCUUUUAAGAUAAAGUGUUGAAACAUAAGUGCAAUCCCUUGAAGAAGUCUGCCAAGGGUUUUCUUGAACAGUGCCUUUUGUCAUAGACUGAUCAUGAAUAAAUCCCUCUUUUUGGACACUUAA
Molecule: messenger RNA, 1531 nt
Organism: Clupea harengus (Atlantic herring)
Lineage: Eukaryota; Metazoa; Chordata; Actinopteri; Clupeiformes; Clupeidae
Gene: krt94
Product: keratin 94
Cellular component (GO): cytoskeleton
Molecular function (GO): structural molecule activity
Source: RefSeq, a predicted model, not a curated record